CACACACACUCGCAAAUCAAUUACCACAUUGAAAAUUGGUGAUUGGAGUAGUGUUCUGUUUUCCAGUUUCUUCAGAAAAAAACAUUUUCAGGUGUGGAGCACUUUUUGAUGGAUUUAUUUUUAAGUGAUUAUACGCCACAUACAGUAUGUUAAAAGAUUUGGCAUUCCUAGUUAAAGCAUUUUACAACGACUGUGAGCAUAAAAUAUGCCCUCAACGCUCUCAUUGUUUGAAAACAUUAGAUGGAAAUUUCACAUGUGUCUGUAAUUAUUUCUUUGCACCUGAAGAUCUUGACCCAAAAGUUCCACUUGAAUGUCGUUUCAGUUUUGUCAGCUUUACACUGACUCUGGUCUUCACACUAUUGAGUCUAACCUGCAUUACAUGGAUAAUAGUCGCAAUAUGUAAAGCAUAUCAACGGAGUAGAGAGUAUGAAGGUAUUGAAUGGAGAAAAUGCCGAGGUGAAUUGCAACCAUCAAAAUCACCUCAUGUGAACAGCCAGGAAUCUGUCAGAAGCUUACCAAUGAGACGAUGAGAGUAGAGAAUUACAAACUCACCAGUAAUUAAUACGAAUUUACUGCCAAACAAUAGUAAACUAUUUUCUGUUACAAAUCAACAUCUUUUCGGUUGAAUUAAUCAGGCUUCAUCAAUAGCUUGUACCAAAUAGAACUUAUGAAAAUAAAAGUUUCAGAGACAUACAAUCGAUGUUAUCCAACAUUAAAGUCUAAUAGUGUUUCUUUUGUAUUUCUUUCAUGUAUAUGCUUCUACCAUCCAUUUUCCGCGC
This is a messenger RNA of Trichobilharzia szidati, 779 nucleotides long. NCBI's taxonomy places the organism in Eukaryota, Metazoa, Platyhelminthes, Trematoda, Strigeidida, Schistosomatidae. The record is from the annotation of a GenBank genome assembly.